GGGGCCGGCGGCGGGAUGGGGUCGCGCAGGGACCCCGGCCACGGCUGGGGCGCGGGCUGGCGCUCCGGGGCGGGCGGCGACGGCGAGGACGACGGGCCGGUGUGGAUCCCCAGCCCGGCCAGCCGCAGCUACCUGCUCAGCGUGAGGCCCGAGACCAGCUUAUCAAGCAACCGGUUGUCUCACCCCAGCUCUGGAAGGAGCACCUUCUGCUCCAUCAUCGCGCAGCUAACAGAGGAGACCCAGCCGCUGUUCGAGACCACGCUCAAGUCCCGGGCUGUGUCCGAGGACAGCGACGUCAGGUUCACCUGCAUCGUCACAGGAUACCCAGAGCCGGAGGUGACCUGGUACAAGGAUGAUGUCCAGCUAGACCGCUACUGUGGCUUGCCGAAAUACGAGAUCAUGCAUCAGGGCAACCGUCACACGCUGCAGCUCUACAGGUGUCAGGAGGAAGAUGCGGCCAUCUACCAGGCGUCUGCCCGGAACACCAAGGGCAUCGUGUCCUGCUCGGGGGUCCUGGAGGUGGGCACCAUGACCGAGUACAAGAUCCACCAGCGCUGGUUCGCCAAGCUGAAGCGCAAGGCUGCGGCAAAGUUGCGGGAGAUCGAGCAGAGCUGGAAGCCCAGGAAGGAGGUGGCGGGAGAUGCCGACACCCUGCGGAAGCUCAGCCCCGACCGCUUCCAGCGGAAGCGGCGGCUGAGCGGGGCUGAGGUGCCUGCGCCCCCGGGCCCGACCGAGGAGGCUGAGGACGGGACCCCGGCGGCGUGGCAGGUGGAAGAGACCGAGCCUGGUGGGCACCCCGGUUUGGGGCUGAUCAACAGCUUUGUGCCCGGAGAGGUGACCACCAACGGGGAGGCUGUCCCGGAGAACGGGGAGGAUGGGGAGCACGGCCUGUUGACGUACAUCUAUGAGGCCAUGGAGCUGGCGCCUCAAAGAGCCCCCCAGAAGGAGUCUGGGGCCAAGAAGAAAAAGAAAGACGAGGAACCUAAGCAAGGUCUGCGGAAGCCAGAGUUAGAGAAGGCAGCUCGAAGCCACCGUUCUUCUGAAAACCGUGCCCCGAGUUCAGACAAGCCUGAGCCCCCGGGGACACAGGGGCCCGUGAAUGUGGAGCAGGUAGAGACCCGGCCCGGAGGCAGGGCUGCACGGGGGCCUGCGUCCUCGGGAGUGGAUGGCCCCAGGAAGCCAGGCGCGGCUGUGGGCACUCCGGACCGGGCCCAGAAGGCCCCCGCCCCAGGUGCAGACCGGGAAGCGUAUUUCUCCCUGAAGGACAUGUAUCUGGAGAGCACCCGGGGGGGCAGGCCUCAGGGGAAGGAGGGGCCCCAGACCCCAAGUGGCCGGGCGCCCGGAGAGACGUCCUCGGGGAAGGUACCCAGCGAGGCCGGGGGUGAAAGGGGGCCUGCUGCCCCUGGCCAGCCCCCAUCCUCAGCCCCCCAGCCGGCUAGGCCUUUCAACAGGAGGAGAUUUGCUCCGCCAAAGCCCAAAGAGGAGCCUGCCACCGACAGCAUGCCCGAUUCCUCGCUGGGCCAGGCUCCAGAGCCCUUAGGCAAGGCCUCACCUCAGGCCUCUGCCCAAGUGCCCACACCCCCUGCCCGGCGGAGACACGGCACCCGGGACAGCCCCCUGCAGGGGCGAGGAGGCCACAGGACUCCAGGAGAGGUCCCGGAAUCCCAGGCAAACCCGGCUCCUACCAUGCUGGCCAGUAACAGCGCCAGUACGGUCUCCUCCAGAAGCCAGGGCGUCAUCGAGCCCAUGGACACAGAGACCCGGGCGGAUCAGAGGAUGACAUCUGCUGACCAGCAAGCCGGAGGCAAGAAGAAUACAGAGGCGGACGGGAAGAGGCAGGUGGCUAGGAGGACCCAGGGAGACAGAACACAAACGACCCAGAGGACGCAGGCAGAUAGGGAGCCACAGGUGGACACUGAGCCACGAGACAGUGAGAGGACGGCGUCAGCCAGGAGUUCCCAGGAGGAUGUGGUGGCACAGGGAAGGGAAGGAACGCAGGUGGAAAGGACGCAGGCAGAUGAGAGGACGCAGGAAGAGAGAAGGAUCCAGGAAGACAAGGGGACACGGUCAGAGGGGAGCAUGUCCGCAGCCAUAAAAGGUCAGUCAGAGAAGGGAUCCGUGACCAGCCUCAGCCCACAGUCCAGAGCCCCUGAACGCCCACCUUCAGAGGGUCCGCAGUCUCCCCAGAUUAUUGAGUGUUUUGAACAGAUCCCAGAAGGGUCCUCUGUCCCAGAAGAACCUGGUCUUGUGCUCAGAUCUGAGGAGACGGCUGUGCCGGGUGCCCCAGCAGGCGGCCCCAAGCUCCCAGCACAGCAGCCUCCCCAGGGGGGUUUGGAGCAGCGGGGAGGGGUGAGAUGCCAAGGGCCUGAGUGGUCGGGCCCGGUCAAGGGCAAGCCAGAGGAUGGUCUCAUCCCGUGCCCCAAGGAGGAGCAGCCGGGGGCAGUGGAUGUGGGUGGCUGUCCUCUGGCUGGCAGGAGCCCAGAGGCGCCCACUCUGCCCUCUCUCCCGGGGCCGGGCCUGACCCAGAGCUCUCAGGAGGCACGGCCCAGCACUCCGACCUCUCAGCACAUAAGUGCCACUGCCUUCCCGCCCUCUGGGGACCAGGCCUUGCUGAGGUCAGCCCCGCCACUGCACCUGGGGCCAGGGACCCCCGCCCAGAGUCACCCACAAGCAACCGCGGCAGCCGACAGUGAGGGGGCCUGCGCCCAGGGGCCAGAUGUGGAGGGGAGGCCCCCAGGACCCCGCAGCUGCGACCCUGGCCUCAUAGACUCCCUGAAGAACUACUUGCUCCUGCUGCUGAAGCUAUCCAGCACAGAGACGGGGGGCGGGGGCGCAGAGUCCCAGGAGGGGGCUGCCAGCGGGGCUCCGGUGCCCUCACCCACUCUGGUCCCCAACGUGGAAGUGGCUGGUCUGAGCCCCAGGACGUCCAGACGCAUCCUGGAGCGCGUGGAGAACAACCAUCUCGUGCAGAGCGCACAGACCCUGCUGCUGAGCCCCUGCACCUCCCGCCGCCUCACCGGCCUCCUGGACCGCGAGGUGCAGGCCGGCCGCCAGGCCCUGGCCGCAGCCCGGGGCCCUGCGCCCAGCACCCUCACCGUCCCUGCCAUCGUGGUGGGCGAGGAGGAGGGCCCUGGGCUGGCCUCAGAAGGAUCCAGUGAGGGCGAGGGAGAGGUUUCCCUCGAGGGGCCUGGGCUCCUGGGGACGUCCCAGGAGAGCAGCAUGGGGGGGCCGCUGGGGGAGGCAGGUGGGCCCACGGCCUCUGGUCAGGGACCACUCUCAGCAGACAGAGGGGCCCAGGAAGCCUUCCGAGAGGAGGAGGCCCCAGGGGAGGCUCUGACAGGUCUCCCUGCAGCCACACCCGAGGAACUAGCUCUGGGGGCCCGGAGGAAGAGAUUUCUCCCCAAGGUCAGAGCGGUAGGAGAUGGGGAGGCGGCCAAACCUGAAGAAAGGGAGAGCCCCACAGUCUCCCCCCGGGGGCUCAGGAAGGGCCUCGCGCCCGGGUCCCCGGGGACUCCCGGGCGGGAGAAACGCUCCCCUACCCAGGGCAGGAAGGCAGGCAUGCUGGAGGUGCCGCGGCCCGAGGAGGCCAGCGGCCUGGACGCAGAGCUGGCCCCGGAGGAAGGCAAGCAGGACACCCCGGCCAAAGCCAGGAAAGCCAAAGAGCUGCUAAAAGCCCCACAGGUGAUCCGGAAGAUUCGGGUAGAGCAGUUUCCUGAUGCCUCCGGCAGCCUGAAGCUCUGGUGUCAGUUUUUCAACAUCCUGAGUGACUCCGUCUUGACUUGGGCCAAGGAUCAGCGCCCAGUGGGCGAGGUGGGCAGGAGUGCAGGGGAUGAGGGCCCGGCGGCCUUGGCCAUCGUGCAGGCGUCCCCCGUGGACUGCGGCGUGUACCGAUGCACCAUCCACAAUGAGCACGGCUCGGCCUCUACGGACUUCUGCCUCAGCCCCGAGGUGUUGUCAGGAUUUGUCUCCAGAGAAGAAGGCGAAGUUGGAGAGGAGAUUGAGAUGACCCCCAUGGUGUUUGCGAAGGGUCUGGCCGACUCGGGCUGCUGGGGGGACAAACUCUUUGGGCGCCUGGUGAGCGAGGAGCUACGAGGGGGUGGACACGGGUAUGGCCUUCGGAAGGCCUCCCAGGCCAAGGUCAUCUAUGGGCUGGAGCCCAUCUUCGAGUCAGGCCGCACGUGCAUCAUCAAGGUGUCCAGCCUGCUUGUGUUUGGGCCCAGCAGCGAGACUUCUCUCCUGGGCAGAAACUACGACGUCACCAUCCAGGGAUGCAAGAUCCAGAACAUGAGUCGGGAGUACUGCAAGAUCUUUGCGGCCGAAGCCCAGGCGGCACCCGGCUUUGGGGAGGUGCCCGAGAUCCUCCCACUGUAUCUCAUCUACCGGCCCGCAAACAAUAUCCCGUAUGCCACCCUGGAGGAGGAUCUGGGCAAGCCCCUGCAGCCCUACUGCUCGCGGGAAUGGGGCUGCGCCGCGGCUCCGGCCGCGGCUCCGGAGGCACCUAGCGGCUCUGAGGUCAGGCAGAAAUGCCAGACCUUCCAGCACUGGCUCUACCUGUGGACGAACGGCAGCUUCCUCGUCACGGAUCUGGCAGGGGUUGAUUGGAAGAUGACUGAUGUGCAGAUUGCUACCAAACUACGAGGAUACCAAGGCCUCAAGGAGAGCUGCUUCCCGGCCCUGCUGGACCAGUUUGCCUCUUCCCACCAGUGCAACACCUUCUGUGAGAUGCUGGGGCUAAAACCCCUCAAGGGCCCCGAGGCCGCCCACCCUCAAGCCAAGGCCAAAGGCUCCAAGAGUCCAUCUACUGGCAGGAAGGGUGCCCAGCUGAGUCCUCAGCCCCAGAGGAAAGGCCCCCCCAGUCCCCAGGGCACCCGGAAGAAUACUCCAAGCUCCAAGGCCACCCCUCAGGCCUCAGAGGCACUCACCGCCCAGUUAUUGGGACAGCCUCCCAUCCAAGAGGGCGGCCUCAAGGCCCAGGGCAUGCGGUAGCCCCCCACGGGAGGCUCGGGGCCUCCGCCCAGCAGCAGACCAACAAGGAAGCAGCUUGAACUGAUGGAGACUUGCCCAAUACGGAACUAACCAGGGAAGGUGCACCGGGGAGGCACCACUCGGGGGCCUCUCUGGGCAGCCUCUCCUCGAUCCGCUCCUCAGCAGACGGCUUUUGUGCGUGGCACCCAGUGGCCUCUCCUGGUGCCAGCGUCACCCGGGGCUCCCGGACCGCAGCCCCAAGUGUCUGGCGGCCCAGGCCCUUCUUGAAGUUUACACUGGCCACUGCCGGAGGCUCCCGAGUCCUCUGCAUGAGCUCCGCACCCAGCCCCCCGCCCUGCCGGACCCUGCGGUGAAUGUUGUACCCUGGGGGCACGCAGGCCAGCCUUUACCCUUCUCCUUUGCUUGGCCCCGAUCUGUCCUCGGGGCUCCAGACUGCCCCAGCCGUGUGUGGCCUGGUGACUCCCUUUCCAGCUACGUGGCUUCAUUCUUCCCAGCUUGCCCUACAACUAACCGGUCACUGAGCCCACGUGGGGCUCAGUGCCCUUCCAGAGCCUGUCGUGUUCCUGUGCCGUGGUCUUUGGUGACGUGUGUUCAUGCCCUUCCUUCUCCCAGCACGCAGACACUCACUCCCCUGGAUCCUCUGCUCCCGCACCCCGAUCUCCAUCCCCAGCUUUGAGCCCUGUCACAGCCCGCCCGUCCUGCCUCUGCUGCCUCCCUGCGCGUCCCCAUGCCCAGGGGCUCCACCAGCCAGAUUCCUCCCCAGCCUCUCCCAGACCCCUUGCCUGUGAGGCGAGAAGUGGCAUGAGGGUUGUGUCAUCGGCUGUGGCCAGAGGGAAGGUGUUGACUUGGAGGGACCUUGUGCUCCAUACGGAAAGGAGACGCAGUCACAGUGAAUUUCACAUCCCCUCUA
Messenger RNA from Prionailurus viverrinus (fishing cat), 5896 nucleotides. RefSeq names its product alpha kinase 3 (gene ALPK3). Lineage: Eukaryota; Metazoa; Chordata; Mammalia; Carnivora; Felidae. Bases 16 to 4986 code for a protein of 1656 amino acids. Gene Ontology annotation, molecular function: ATP binding; protein serine/threonine kinase activity. Gene Ontology annotation, cellular component: nucleus. Gene Ontology annotation, biological process: protein phosphorylation; cardiac muscle cell development. The transcript is spliced from 14 exons. The record is from RefSeq and is a predicted model, not a curated record.